GCCUCCCGAGCUACAGAAUGGAGUUUCAGUGACUCAGAUAAUCACAAAAAUAAAGACGACAAAACCUAGAAUAAUUCAAACGAGAAACAUGGCGACAGGCAGGCCGGCUCUGAGCAGUGUGGCAGAGAGUAUUACUAUACGAGUCCAGUCCCCUGAUGGGAUGAAAAAAGUUUCAGCAACCAAGCGAGACACAGCUGCUGCGUUUUUAAGAAAGGUCGCUAAGGAGUUUGGGUUCAGCACCAAUGGCUUCUCUGUUUACCAGAAUAGAAACAAGACUGGAGAAAUUACGUCGCAGAGCAAAUCGCUGAGUCUUCUCAAGAUCAAACAUGGAGACAUGCUGUAUCUGUUCCCCUUGGCCGCCCCAGGACCCUCUGGUGAGAUCAUGGAUGUAGCAACGCCUCCUUCAACAUCAUCGACAUCGUCAUCAUCGCUCUCACGACCCCAGUCUUCGUUAUCACGACCUCAGACCGCAACUCAAAUCACAGAGGAUGAGAUUGACCAGUAUCUGGCCAAACAAGAUGGGAAGAUUUACAGAAACCAAGAUCCCCAACUGUGCCGACACGGUUCAAUGGGGAAAUGCGUGCACUGUGUACCCUUAGAGCCUUUUGACGAGGAUUACCUCAAUCACCUGGACCCACCGGUCAAACACAUGUCAUUCCAUGCGUACAUCCGCAAACUGACAGGAGGCGCUGACAAGGGGAAGUUUGCAGCCCUGGAGAACAUUAGCUGUAAGAUUAAGUCGGGCUGCGAGGGACACCCACCUUGGCCAGAGGGGAUCUGUACCAAGUGUCAGCCCAGCGCAAUCACCCUCAACAGACAGAAAUACAGACAUGUGGAUAAUAUCAUGUUUGAGAAUCACACCAUCGCUGACCGCUUCCUUGACUUCUGGAGAAAGACUGGGAACCAGCGAAUGGGCUACCUGUAUGGACGCUACACAGAGCACAAGGACAUCCCUCUGGGCAUCAGAGCUGAAGUGGCAGCCAUCUAUGAGCCUCCCCAAAUCGCGACCCAGAACAGCUUGGAGCUCGUGGACGAUCCCAAAGCUGGAGCUGUGGAGGAAAUUGCAGCUAAACUGGGCCUCCGAAAGGUGGGUUGGAUAUUUACAGAUCUGCUCUCUGAAGACACCAGGAUAGGUACAGUCCGGUACAGCAGAAACAAGGACUCCUAUUUUUUGAGUGCAGAGGAAUGCAUCACAGCUGGCGAUUUCCAGAACAAACACCCCAACACCUGCCGCCUCUCUCCCGACGGAGACUUUGGAUCGAAGUUCGUCACUGUGGUGGCAACAGGGGGCCCUGAUAAUCAGGUUCACUUCGAGGGGUACCAGGUGUCGAAUCAGUGCAUGGCGCUGGUGCGGGACGAGUGUCUACUGCCCUGCCGUGACGUGCCCGAGCUCGGCUACGCCAAGGAGUCCAGCACUGAGCAGUACGUACCGGACGUCUUCUACAAGGACAAAGACAAAUUUGGAAAUGACAUCACCUAUUUAGCACGGCCACUGCCUGUGGAAUACCUGAUCAUAGAUAUAACCACCACUUUCCCGAAGGACCCAGCUUACACAUUCACAUCCACGCAGCGCUUCUCCAUUGAGAAUCGAGACGUCCUGGGAGAGACACAGGAUUUUCACAGCCUCGCCACGUAUCUUUCCCAGAACACAUCUACUGUGUUCCUCAACAUCGUGUCUGAUUUCCACCUCCUCCUCUUCCUGGUAACCAACGAGGUCAUGCCUCUCGGAGACAGUAUCGGCCUCCUGCUGGAUGCAGUGAAGACAUCCAAUGAGGAACUAGCACAGACCUGGAGGAAAUCAGAACAAUGGGCAACAAUCGAACAGCUGUGCAGCACAGUUGGCGGGCAGUCAUCAGGGUUACCUGAUUACGGUGCCAUGGGAGGGCCCCCUAACCCCACCUCCUCCUCUUCGAUGUGGUCCUGCCGCCACUGCACCUUCAUGAACCAGCCCGGCACGGAGCAAUGUGAGAUGUGCAGUCUGCCCCACAGCUAGACCUGACACCCCCACGGGGAGGAAUGGGGAAGGGGGGUGAAGAGACCACAAGCAACAUCAUUGGACUGGGCACUGGGACCAGUUACAGGAACUAGUGUCUCCUAUCUGUCUUUUACUUUCACACCCCCUGACCGAUCUCAAAACACACACCUGGUACCCAUUCUCUUUUUCUAAAUGAUGUCACUGUGCAGUUUUACCACUGAGCAGCAAGAGGCUCCAUAGAACUACAAAUAAAAACUAUCCAAAUAUCAGUUUGUGAGGAUCCCCUUAAUUAAGGCAGUCAGAUUGGAAAGUGCUUGGCAAAGAAUUGCUUCUCUAAAAUUCAGUGAAGCACUUUCUCCUGUGGUAGAGCUCGUCUCUGGAGCCCAGACUGAUCGCUCCUGUGCUGCAGGAUGGCAGCUGUAAAACCAGAGAUCAAACAAACUUGUUCUGCUGACGCAAGCUCACUCACCUGUCUCCGCCACUUCAGUCAAAAGUAACCCUGACAUUCUUGGUGUAAAAGGAAUGAUGCUGUUAUUUAAAUGCAACCAGAUUGCUUUUUUUGUAGUAGUACUAUUUAUGGAAUUUUAAACAUACACUUUGUACUAUUUCCUUUGAACACACAGUACAGAGAGAGGUGAUGCUUUGUGGAGAAACUUACCAGCAACAAAAAAAAUAAAUAACAAGGGCUGGGCUGGACUGUCAACUCACUAGUAAAAUCAAUGGCCUGUGAAUGCUCUUCCUCCUUGACCCUCUGCUAAUUUCUUUUGGAAUGGGAUUGUUUAUUAUUGACACUGUUUAGUAAUCCCCAGUGUCCCAGAUUCUUUUAUAAUCUAUUACACCCGGCAUGGAUUAUUGAUUUGGCACUAUCCUAGAUUCGAUUCUCAGGAUCCCCCUCUGUUUCUCUUUCUGGUUUAGUGCUAAACCAGUAAAACUGAAAUCAUUGGCUGUGGUGCUGGUACUGGUUUUUACUGACAUUGUAUCCCAAUAUAGCUCUCUGGAUCUCCAGUUAUGCUGUGUAAAUUCUGUUCAGCCCACACUGAAAUAUAGCACUAAUCAACACCGCUCAAGUAAACUCCUCCUUUAUGGUCGUUUUUUUCUGAAGGUUUUCCCAGCAAAAGUAUGUUUUCUUUCGAGCUGCGCAAUGUCUCCGCUGUACUGGCUGCUUACACUGAUCUAAUUGUGGUUCUGAUGACCUGGAGCUUGGCUUGAAUUUAAAAGGUUUAAUGCCACACAGAUUUCCCCCUAUAUCUCUUCAAAAGGGCCAGGAUAAGAAGCUUGAUACCAUGGGUUUGCUAGUGGGGAUACAAAUUAAUUUAUUUGCAGUGCAUGUGAAGUGUGUUUGCACCAUUCCUAACAAUUAAUAAAUACACCCUUUGGAGGCGUUAAAAACAUGCUUUGAAUAGCAGCUACCAGGAGGCAGUAGUUGUGUGUGAGGCUCUUAUCACUAAGCAGGUUUCAAGUCGUGAUGAUCACAGCCUAUACUUAAAAUGUAUCUCUUGUUUCUGUGACACUCUUUCUUACCCUCUGGCUUGCAGAUGUGUGUUGUUGGGUUAUUCUAAUUACAGCCCUGCCAUUCAAAUAUAAUAAAAAUCAAAGAAACGGUCA
Messenger RNA from Acipenser ruthenus (sterlet), 3580 nucleotides. RefSeq names its product nuclear protein localization protein 4 homolog. Gene Ontology annotation, molecular function: ubiquitin binding; ubiquitin protein ligase binding. The coding region runs from base 89 to 1993 and encodes 634 amino acids. The transcript is spliced from 17 exons. Lineage: Eukaryota; Metazoa; Chordata; Actinopteri; Acipenseriformes; Acipenseridae. The record is from RefSeq and is a predicted model, not a curated record. Gene Ontology annotation, biological process: ubiquitin-dependent protein catabolic process. Gene Ontology annotation, cellular component: nucleus.